CCGGCGGGAGCUGUCCGAACAGCGGCACUCGAGCUGCCUGAGGGCAAUGGGGCUGUCCGAUGGGUCCGGUGAGUUACAGGGCGCCGCCCGAGCUCCACGUGUCCACGAAACGUUGGCAGUCCCGUGACCCCCGGCCUAGGUCAGCUCUGAAAGGGAACCGCCGGACUCCCAGCAGGCACUUCCCGCCUGCACAGCCUCAGUUUACCGCCUGGCCGAUUUCCCGCAGGGAUGGGGGCGGGAUCCGGCGCGACCCUAGCUCUAGAGGCGAAAGUCCCCGGAGUGCUAAUAAGGGGGUCGCAGGGAGGUUGCUGCCCGCCAAGGAGCCCAGGCCCAGGAGGUGCGCCGGCUGGGCGCGUGGGGACCGAGGGACGGACCGCUGCGAGACAGGCUCUACCCAGGCCGUGGACCAGGGGCGGCCGGAGGCGGCGGGGUUGUGAGCUCUCUGCCGCUGAGGACCUGGUACCCUCCCCGAGGGCGGGGCCGAGGAUCAAGGCUCCGCCCCCGGGCGCGUGCUGCCUGGUAAAGGGAGGGAGCCCUUUAAGAAGACUUGAGUGAUCUAGGAGGGGAGAGGGGGCCCUGAGGUCUGGCCAGCCCGCGGUGCAGAGAACCUCUGAGGAUCUUCCUUGUACUUGCUCUGCUCCCUCCUCCAACUUGGACACCGGGUUAGAGGCUCUUCCCAGGUGAGUUCCUACUCUGGUGGGAUCCUGCCCCCCUGGUUAUAGCUGCUUCCAGAGCAGAACUGACAGAUGAAAACUUUGCCCAAAUGCGAGUUCAUCCUCCAGAUUUAGCCCACUCCCCGAAAUAUAUUUGCAGAGGAGAGCUGCGUUCCAUAUGGAGUCUCCCCAGGCUCAGUUUCUUCUGAGAGAGCUCCCCAGAUGAGAACCUUUCCCCUCCUCCAACCCCUUCUCCCACCACCUCUGAGAGAUUCACCCCCAGGUCAGAACUUGCCUGGCUGGUGAUGACUCUCUGGGCAGGUUCCCUCUAGGUUGGAUUGGCUUCUGAAAACUCCUGUUCCCAGGUGAAUUCUCCCUACUUCAAGUGGGAGCCUGUCUCUGGAGGUCCUUUCUCUGAACAUGCUCUCUGCCAGUGAGGCAGGGCUUGUGGUACAGCUAGCUGGAAAAAAGGACUGGACGGGAAUUGGUUCAGGGAAGGCAAGAGGCUGAGAGAGGUAGGGGCUAGGAGGUGCAGCUGGUCUGAACCUGGACCUGGACAUGGACAUGGACUUGGAGUGGUACUCAGGGCUGGGCAGCCACACCUGAGCUGCAUGUGUAAAUCGUGGUCAUCCCACUCUCCCUCCUGGAGAGACUUUGGCCCAGAAAGAGGCUUCUAACAGCCAAAGUUCAGGUACUGCUCUUGUCUGGGUGUGAGCACGGGGCCCUCAGAGACCAGCAGGGUUGGAUCUACCCUUGAUCUUUGAGCCUGGAAAACUCAGGUGUGCAACACUGGUUCCAGGUUGAAGUGUAGGAAAGGUUGGGACAGGGGGAUCCUCAUUGUAUGGCUGUGAUCUCACCUCUCCAGACCACGGGACACAACAGACACAGGCACUCCUGUCUGCAGCCCAGGAGAUGGAGCCGCAACGACGGGACUACCAUGUGGAAAGGCCAUUGCUGACCCAGGGGCAGCUAGAGGAUCUGGGGCACUGGGGCCCAGUGUCCAAGACCUACCAGUGGCGAGCCUGGUUUCGAUGCUCCCGUGCUCGAGCCCAUGAUCUUCUGCUCCAUUAUGUUCCAGUCUUGGGCUGGUUACCCCGAUAUCCUGUACGUGACUGGCUCCUGGGUGAUCUGUUAUCUGGCCUGAGUGUGGCCAUCAUGCAGCUUCCACAGGGCCUGGCCUACGCCCUCCUGGCGGGAUUACCUCCUAUGUUUGGCCUGUACAGUUCUUUCUACCCUGUCUUCGUCUAUUUCCUAUUUGGUACCUCUCGACACAUCUCUGUGGGGACCUUUGCUGUAAUGUCUGUGAUGGUGGGCGGUGUGACAGAAACCUUGACUGCAGAUGACGCCUUUGUGCAAGGCUUGAAUGCCACGGUUGACGAUGCCCGAGUGCAGGUGGCCUACACACUCAGUUUCCUGGUUGGCCUUUUCCAGGUGGGGCUGGGCCUGGUACACUUCGGCUUCGUGGUUACCUACCUGUCGGAGCCCUUGGUCCGCAGCUACACCACAGCCGCCUCUGUGCAAGUCCUUGUCUCCCAGCUCAAGUAUGUGUUUGGCAUCAAGCUAAACACUUACUCUGGGCCACUGUCCGUUAUCUAUACAGUGCUGGAGGUGUGCUCCAAGCUGCCGCAGACGGUGCCCGGCACCGUGGUCACGGCACUCGUGGCCGGAGUGGUGCUUGUGAUGGUGAAGCUGUUGAAUGAAAAGUUAAAGCGGCAUCUGCCCCUGCCCAUACCUGGGGAACUACUCACGCUCAUUGGGGCCACUGGUAUUUCCUUUGGUGCAAAUCUGAAUCAAAGGUUCCAGGUAGACGUGGUGGGCAACAUCACCACGGGGCUGAUACCCCCAGUGCCACCCAAGACAGAGUUGUUUACGACGCUUGUGGGAAAUGCCUUUGCCAUCGCUGUGGUGGGCUUCGCCAUUGCCAUCUCUCUCGGGAAGAUUUUUGCCCUGAGGCAUGGCUACCGCGUGGACAGUAACCAGGAGCUGGUGGCCCUUGGCCUCAGUAACCUCAUUGGCAGCUUCUUCCAGUGUUUCCCCGUGAGCUGCUCCAUGUCUCGGAGCCUGGUACAGGAAGGCACUGGGGGCAACACGCAGGUUGCCGGAGCCGUAUCUUCCCUGUUCAUCCUCCUCAUUAUCGUCAAACUUGGGGAACUCUUCCGAGACCUGCCCAAGGCCGUCCUGGCAGCCGUUAUUAUUGUGAAUCUAAAGGGCAUGUUGAAGCAGUUCUCUGACGUCUGCUCUCUUUGGAAGGCAAAUCGAGUGGACCUGCUAAUCUGGCUGGUGACCUUUGUGGCCACCAUCCUGCUGAACCUGGACAUUGGCCUGGCAGCUUCCAUAGUAUUCUCCCUGCUACUCGUGGUGAUCCGCAUGCAGCUGCCCCAUUACUCUGUCCUGGGACAGGUGCCGGAUACGGAUAUUUAUAGAGACGUGGAAGAAUACUCAGGGGCCAAGGAGAUCCCUGGCGUGAAGGUCUUCCGCUCCUCAGCCACCAUUUACUUUGCCAAUGCUGAGCUCUACAGUGACUCACUGAAACAGAAGUGUGGUGUGGACGUUGACCACCUCAUCUCCCAGAAAAAGAAACGGAUCAAGAAGCAGGAGAUGAAGAUGAAGCGGAUGAAGAAAGCCAAGAAGACCCAGAAACAGGCUACCUCUUCCAAUAUCUCCUCAGUUUCAUUCAACGUCAACACCAGCUCCGAAGACAUCAAAAGCAAUGAUGUGGAGGAGGGGCCAGCCAAGACCCGCAAAGAUGUGCAUCAAGAGGAGCAGCUGGAGGAUGUGGUCGCCAGCAAUCAAGAUGUCAAGGCCCCAACCAUGACCUCACUCAAGUCCCUGGGCCUGCCCCAGCCAGACUUCCACAGCCUCAUCCUAGACCUGAGCACCCUUUCCUUUGUGGACACCGUGUGCAUUAAGAGCCUGAAGAACAUUUUCCGUGACUUCCGGGAGAUCGAGGUGGAAGUAUACAUCGCAGCCUGUUACAGUCCCGUGGUCACCCAACUUGAGGCUGGACACUUCUUUGAUGACUCUAUCACUAAGCAGCAUCUUUUUGUCUCUGUCCAUGAUGCUGUGACCUUUGCCCUCCACAACCGGAAGCCUGGCUCUAAGAGCCCUGUUUUGGCCACCAAACUGUGACUUUGCUGCUGGAGAUUACCUACCUCUGGAGGCUGUGACAGGUCACCCUCAUGAAAUUCCUGCUCUCGGCCACCUCCAGGUGCCAUCCAGGACUCUGUUCCGUGUACAUGCACUUAUAACUCAUGGAUGGAUGCCUUGGGACUCCAAGUGUAAUGCUACAGGCCUGGGGCAGGGUAUUGCAGUCAGGCUGGCCCUGGCUGGGUGCUGGAAGGGAGCUGAUAUGAGUUUACAGCUUUGGGAAUAAAUGUGUCUGUCCAACUUCAGUCUCUGCUGUGGUGUGGCCAGGGUGUGGCUGGGCUGUCAUCCUCAGCUCAG
Molecule: messenger RNA, 4097 nt
Organism: Onychomys torridus (southern grasshopper mouse)
Lineage: Eukaryota; Metazoa; Chordata; Mammalia; Rodentia; Cricetidae
Gene: Slc26a6
Product: solute carrier family 26 member 6
Exons: 21
Coding region: 1566-3782 (738 amino acids)
Biological process (GO): transmembrane transport
Cellular component (GO): membrane
Molecular function (GO): chloride transmembrane transporter activity; secondary active sulfate transmembrane transporter activity; bicarbonate transmembrane transporter activity
Source: RefSeq, a predicted model, not a curated record